Molecule: messenger RNA, 1640 nt
Organism: Acanthochromis polyacanthus (spiny chromis)
Lineage: Eukaryota; Metazoa; Chordata; Actinopteri; Pomacentridae
Gene: klhdc3l
Product: actin-fragmin kinase
Exons: 8
Coding region: 24-1445 (473 amino acids)
Cellular component (GO): Golgi apparatus
Molecular function (GO): protein binding
Source: RefSeq, a predicted model, not a curated record
GCGGGGCAGUUUACGAAGCGACCAUGAACGCAGCAGCAGCCGUUAGCAGAGAGGCAACAGUGAGACGAAGAGGCACUGUGGGCUUCACAAAAUGGUCCAGUGAGCUUGCUCGGAGGAUGCCAGUUAUGAAUCAAAGUAAUCCCAGUCUGUGGACACAGCUCCCUCAGAGUAGUCGGUCUCCAUGUGACCGCUACAAGCAUGUAUGCUGCAGUUAUGAUGGAUAUGUCUAUAUCCUGGGAGGCAGAGAGAGCAGAUGUCUCAGGGACUUCUGGAAGUACAGCGUGGUAUUUAACGAAUGGACAGAGUUGAACUGUACCGGUGAAGCAGCACCAGAAGAGCUAGAGGAACAUUCUAUGGUGGCUCAUGAGGGUUUCCUGUAUGUGUUUGGAGGCCUGUUGGACUCUGCAUACACUCAGUGUAGAUGUCCUCUCUGGGUAUUUGAUAUUGCAAAACAGAAGUGGGUGCACUGCCAGGGAAAGACCAGCAGUUCUCAGACCCAAAUGCCUACCAAUAGAAAAGGACACAGUGCUGUGGUGAUUGACUCUGCUAUGCUGAUGUAUGGAGGUUUCAUAGACAUUAAAGGAUCCUCACAGGACUUUUGGAGGUUGGAUUUUGAUACCAUGGCUUGGUCCCUGCUGAGUGGUUCUGAGCAGGACUCAUUAGGGCCAGGCCCUAGACACAGUCACUCGGCCAUUGCCUGUCGAGGGUGCAUGUACCUGUUUGGGGGCUUAAAAGGCUUGCGGGAGCAGAGAGACUUCUGGAGGUGGAAUUCCACCAGCCAGACAUGGAGUUCCCUCAAAAACAGGUCUGGUCCUCCCAGACUGAUGGGCCACUCAGCUGUGGCCUAUAAGGACAGUAUGCUUCUUUUUGGGGGAGGUGAGACCCAAAACUCUCCAAAGAAUUGCCUGUGGAGGUACAGCUUCACUACUCAGACCUGGAGGCAGGUCGCCACAUUCCCAGGCUCCAACCCUCCAGACAAGAUUCACCACUGCUGUGUUGGGCUCGGUCCCAGCUACAAGUCUACCACCAGUGGUCCCUGCUCUAUCUCCAGACCGCAGCUCAGUUUUCCAGAUUGGAAAUGCAGGCCCUUUAAAAACAAAUGUUUCCCUGCCACACUCAGUUUUCUGGGGUCAGAGGCUGCUAUAGAGCUGGAGACGUUCAGUCCAGACAAGUGCUACCACAGCAAAACACGCAAAAAUUCUUCUGAAGUGAACACAAGUAAAGACGCUUUGAUCGGAACAGAUGCACAGUGGAAAGGAAGCUGUUUGACCUUUGAGAACAAAGCUUUCAAGAAACAGUGGAGCUGCACUGAGGAGGACCUGCUUCAGGAAGAGAAUGAAGAUAUUGCCCAGCAUCUGCCUGAUCUGCUACUGGUUCUAGGGGGAAGACCUUGCACCAGACACAGUCCUAUCUCCAUAUGGCAAAUGACCCUAACUGACUCAUAACAGCCUAUGAUGAACAAACUUUACAAAUAUGGUCUGUAAAAGAGAAGCAUAAAAAACAGUGUUAAAUUAUCACUUUAACAAAUCUUAUGUUUAAAUGUUUACUGACUUUGUGUAUGAGAAUAUAGCUUGACAUAUUUUUAUAACUAACUAAAAUGUUGCAUUAACACAAGCAAUAAAAUUUUGUGUUAACAAUUA